GCUACCUGACAACUCUAAAUACACCUCCCAGCCACGAAAUCUUGCAUAAUUUACCAAAAACAUUCACUUCGCUUCCAAAGUUCGCUGAUCUAGGUCGGGUCUGAAGAGUGAUUUGAUUUCGCAACAUGCAGUGUCCGUUUCUGAACCGCUUUACUGCCAACUUCCUUCGCAAUUAUGCGGAGGUGCUCACCCAAUCCUAUGGGAUGUAUUGUCCCGUGAUGGGGAAAACUCUAAACACUGCUGCGGCUGCAUCUGGAGCUGCAACGGCUGGCGAGAAGGGACUUUCACUCGUCGCUUCGCUGCCAUAUGCGUCAACUGUUACAAGGUCUUAUUCGACGGAGAGCAAGCGUUUUGGGGCUGCUGACCCUGGACAGGUUGCUGCCUGCCCCUCUCAGGCCACCUCCUCCUCGGAGACCUUUCCCUAUGAGAAGUUCUUCAACGAGCAGAUCCAAAAGAAGAAGAAGGACCACUCCUACCGCAUCUUCAAGAAGGUGAACCGCCUGGCUGGUGACGGGUUGUUCCCUCAUGCACUCGAAUAUUCGGAGCGGUCCGAGAAGCCCAUUACUGUCUGGUGUUCCAACGACUACCUGGGCAUGUCUGCUCAUCCUAGCGUUAAGAGAGCCGUUCAAGAGGCCCUUAACAUGCACGGUUCUGGAGCCGGAGGAACCAGGAAUAUUUCGGGCAAUUCUCUGCACCACGAACGUCUGGAACGCAAGCUGGCAGAACUGCAUCAAAAGGAAGCCGGAUUGCUGUUCACUUCGUGCUUUGUAGCCAACGAUUCGACGCUCUUUACCCUUGCCAGGCUAUUGCCUGGCUGCCAAAUAUUCUCGGACGCAGGCAACCACGCUUCCAUGAUCAUGGGGAUUCGGAAUAGUGGUGUGCCCAAGCACAUAUUCCGGCACAACGAUGUGGACCAUUUACGUAGCCUUUUGAAAAAGGUGGACAAGAGCACCCCAAAAAUUGUAGCAUUUGAGACGGUACAUUCCAUGACAGGAGCUAUUUGCCCGUUGGAGGAGCUUCUAGAUGUUGCCCACGAGUACGGAGCCAUUACAUUUAUUGACGAGGUGCACGCCGUGGGUUUGUACGGCGAUCACGGAGCCGGAGUUGGAGAACGGGAUGGAGUAUUGCACAAAAUGGACAUUAUAUCGGGAACUUUGGGCAAGGCGUUUGGUAACAUUGGUGGUUACAUCGCUGGAUCCGAAAAACUUGUGGACAUGAUUCGUUCGUACGCAGCUGGCUUCAUCUUUACCACAUCCUUGCCGCCGACUGUGCUGUGCGGAGCCCUGGAGGCUGUCAACAUUCUGGCAUCGGACGAGGGUCGGGAGUUGCGUCAUUUGCACCAACGUAACGUCUCCUACCUGAAGAACUUGCUAAAGCGAGAAGGUUUCCCCGUCGAAGAAACUCCGAGUCAUAUCAUUCCAAUUAAAAUAGGGGACCCAUUGAAAAGCAGUCAAAUCUCAAAUGUUCUCAUGGAACAAUUCGGCCACUACCUUCAAUCCAUCAACUAUCCGACUGUAGCCCGCGGCGAGGAGAAACUCCGACUGGCACCCACACCCUUCCACACCUAUGCAAUGAUGAAUGCCCUCGUUACGGAUCUGAAGAAAGUCUGGGAAAUGGUGGAUCUCUCGACAAAUGUCCCGCUAUCACCGAAAGCGUGCAUGUUUUGCAACUCGGAGAGCUGUUGGCACCAGGACGCUUCUCCUGAUCUCGAGUGCGGAAUUCCCAACUGCCCGCGACUGGAAAUCUCCGUUGCUGCAUAAUUGGUGCCACCUUUGGUGGCAGACACUCUAAAUCAAGCAUUCGAAAUAUUUAGCAAUGCCUAAAAUUUAUCUUGUGGUUUUGGACAAAUAAAUAAUGGUUUUGGUGCAUAAAGUA
Messenger RNA from Drosophila bipectinata, 1875 nucleotides. It is a transcript of the gene Alas, whose product is annotated as 5-aminolevulinate synthase. NCBI's taxonomy places the organism in Eukaryota, Metazoa, Arthropoda, Insecta, Diptera, Drosophilidae. Gene Ontology annotation, cellular component: mitochondrion. The record is from RefSeq and is a predicted model, not a curated record. Gene Ontology annotation, biological process: erythrocyte development; hemoglobin biosynthetic process; heme biosynthetic process. Gene Ontology annotation, molecular function: pyridoxal phosphate binding; 5-aminolevulinate synthase activity.